AUGGGAUUUAUAAAGGCCGAAGAAUUUGUUAAUCAUUAUAUGAGAAUAAAUAAAGAAAUAAAAGAAUUAUCAGAAAGAAAAAAUGAAGAAUUUAAAUUUAAUAUUUUUGUUUUUUAUUAUAAUAAUAUUGAUUCAAUAUGCACAGAGCAUAUAUUACAAUUUCAUAAAAAAUUGAAAAGAGAAAUAAAUGUGUAUAGUUAUGGAAUAGAAAAAAAAGAUGACAUUUUUAAUUUAUUAAAAAAAUAUGAUGAUAUAUAUUUAAAAAAUAAAGAAUAUUAUAGGGAUUAUUUUUUUUGCGUUAUAUUAAUUGGAAUAUGUUCCCAUAUAAAUACAGAUACAAAUAUAUAUGAUGAAAUAGGAAAUUUUUUUAGUAAUAUUUUAGAUAAGCAUUAUUCUGCAUAUUUAAAAUUUUAUGUUAUAGACAAUAAAAGGCCAUUUCAUGAAAUUUUUUUAGAAAAUUCAAAAUGGGAUUUAGUAAUGAGUGAAUCUGAGCAUAAUGAAGUUAUGAGUAUAUGUCAAUCUUUGGAAAAAUAUAAUGAUAGUGAUAUAGAUAUUAAUGAAAAUAAUCGAAAAUUUAAAAAUUCAAAAAAAAAAAAAAAUUAUCAAAAAUUAUAUGAUCAUUAUAAUAUUGUAAAGGAAGAAAACAAAUGUAUGUGCUUAUUAUUAUAUCCAUAUAUACAAUGUAUAAAUAAAGAUGAUGCUUCUUCUAUAAUAUUUAUUUCAAGCAUAUCCCUUUUAUCAUAUUUAAAAACAGAUCAAAUAACACAUGACUAUUAUAAUAAACAAAUAAAAAAUCUAUAUAAUGAUAUAUUAAAUAUAUCUGAAAAUAACUUUGUAUCUUUUGAACAAGAAAGAGGUUUACUUCCUAUGCUUUCAUUCAUUUCUUUGAAUGAAGCAUUAGAAAUAGAUGAACGUAUAUAUAUAUAUGAUCAUAAAAAUGUAAAAAAUACAUUUAAUAAAAUUAGAACUAUGUGUGAUAUUGAAAAUAAAGAAUUUACUGGUAAUUUUAGACAAUUAGAUUUAAAAAAACAAAAUGAAAUUUUAGUAAAAUUAAAAAGUUUAAUAAAAAUUAUAAAACCUAUGAACACACUAGGUUGGAAAAGAAGAACUUAUUUACUUUAUAAUAGUGACAGCUUUUAUUUUGUUUUAAUUCUUAUAUAUGUAUAUAUUAAUCGCGAUAAAAAAAUGGAAACUUAUUUAUAUAACUGUUUAAAAACGUCAGAUUUUUUAUUUAACAUUUUUAAAGAUAGAUUAAAGCAAUCUGAAAUAUAUGAUAAACUUAUAGAAAAUCAUUUACAUAAAAAUGCAGCUAAUUAUUUAAGUGUACUAAUUAAAAAAGUUAUGGAAAGUAAUAAAAAAGUUGUAAAUAUUACAUCAAAUUUUAAAAUCUAUAUAGACAUUAUUCAAACAGCUAAAAAUACAUAUAGCCAUCCUUUUGAACUUAAAUUUAUUUCAACAAUUUUUUCAUCAUUUCAAUCAUAUUGUACUGAUAAAUAUAAAACAUACCAUUUAAUUGUUUGCCAUAUAAAUGACACAGACGAUACUAUUCUAUAUGGCUUUACACCUUUAAAUAAAAAAGAUUAUUGGGUUUUAAUUUUUUCAAGAAUUGCAUAUUCAAACUCUGAGCAAAUUAUGUAUGAUACAAUUUCUGAUGUAAAUACAAUCAAAAUUCGAAAAAAUGAUUUAAGAUUUAUACUAGAUGAAAUCAAGCAUGUUUUUAGAUCUAUUAUAAAAACAGAAACGAAAAAAAAAAUAUUAGGAGAAAAUGAACUUGACGAUAUUGAAGAAAUAUCUGAAAAUGACGAAAAUAACGAAUUUGAAGAAGACUUAAUAGGUAGGGAUGGUUUUGAUGGGGAGUAA
This is a messenger RNA of Plasmodium berghei ANKA, 1860 nucleotides long. RefSeq names its product conserved Plasmodium protein, unknown function. The record is from RefSeq and is a predicted model, not a curated record. The coding region runs from base 1 to 1860 and encodes 619 amino acids. NCBI's taxonomy places the organism in Eukaryota, Apicomplexa, Aconoidasida, Haemosporida, Plasmodiidae. The transcript has a single exon.